Molecule: messenger RNA, 405 nt
Organism: Fomitiporia mediterranea MF3/22
Lineage: Eukaryota; Fungi; Basidiomycota; Agaricomycetes; Hymenochaetales; Hymenochaetaceae
Exons: 1
Coding region: 1-405 (134 amino acids)
Source: RefSeq, a predicted model, not a curated record
AUGGAUGCAUCAUGGCGACGCCGCAGCGAAGCGCGUGUAAAGAAAUUCUGUUCUCCAAACAGAGCUGGAAACGCUCUAUGCGCCUGGCACGACACACGACGCGAGCGUCGUGCGUACCCUCCUCGAAUGGCUCCUCCGGGAACGCUGAAUUGCGGAUGCACUCAAGCAGAAGCCCUAUUUGAAGAGAGCCUUUCACGUCACGGUGUUGGGAGCUAUCUACCUGGCGACAAUGUUCGCAUGGACCCUGCACUUCGCAAUCCACUCUUGCGCCUCCUCGAGACGCGGUAUGGCUACCGUGACGGCGAUUUCGAGCGCGAUCCCAUUACUGGCCAGUGGAUGGAGAAUGAGGGACCCGAGCGCUGGGAGGCUGAGCUGCAGCGCAAUGGUGGAAAGGCACACCGUUGA